AUGCCGCUCAGAAAUUUUAUCAAGCCUGCAUACUCUCGUGGUGAAGAAUUACCGAUACCUCUCGUACCCUACGUGAGAGGCUGGAAAUUUACAGUCCAGUCACAUAUUCCGCCCCCCCCGACGCCUGUGAUCUCCAACAACCGCCUUUACACUCCCCAAGAUGCUACUGAGUAUGAUCAGCUUGGUGGUGUGGAGUGGCUUCUCAAGAACGCCCCUCUUCCGGGCAAAAAAGGGGUACACAGUAUUACUUUAGAGAUUGUCGAAAAUAUACGGAACGGAGACAGACUUCGAGCGCAGGUGUUUGCUGUGAUCGUACGAGAUGCGACGACUGACACUCCUUCUGAAAUACUUGAACCAGACCGAAUCUUUGUUGCUAAAGUAUAUGAUCCUCUUUAUCAUGCUGAUGAUGUUGAUGUGGCUGGAUUCAUAAGUCCUAUCAAGCUUACUGACCAUGAUUAUACCCAUGAGUGUGCUGUUUAUGAGAAGCUUUCAGAGUAUCAAGGAAAGCGGAUUCCCAGGUUUUAUGGAUCCUUCUCCCUUGAUAUUCCAUUCUUCGACAAAAUACGCACCGUUCGCCUUAUCUUAAUCGAGUACAUCCCUGGCACAUCUAUGGAUCAAGCCAAUGCAGCUGAUUUUUCACAACACACUCGACAGCAAAUGAUAAAAUCAAUAAUUAACUUCGAAAGCGAUGUGUUUGGGUUUAAAGACAUCAAACUUCUCGAUCUACACCGCAGAAAUAUCUUGAUAAUGAAAGAUACUCAACACAAUCUCGUUUUCAUUGAUUUCGCAGAUUGUCUAUUCAAUCGCAGACCUGAUGAACCUCGGUUCGCCCGUUUAAAUACUUUCCUCGGUCAAUAUAUAUCGCCGCUUCUUAGGUGCACGGGCAAAAGCUGGAAAGCUUUUAAAUCCGACAAGAAAGAAGAUAACUGGAUUGACUGGGAUAUGGAUGCAUGGGUCAAUAACCAGUGGGCCCACACGAAAGAUACAAUUACCCCAGAGAUGGUAGCAAGAUUUGGUUAG
This is a messenger RNA of Penicillium taxi, 1020 nucleotides long. RefSeq lists its product as uncharacterized. NCBI's taxonomy places the organism in Eukaryota, Fungi, Ascomycota, Eurotiomycetes, Eurotiales, Aspergillaceae. The transcript has a single exon. The record is from RefSeq and is a predicted model, not a curated record. Bases 1 to 1020 code for a protein of 339 amino acids.